CCAUUAUCUGCCUUCUCAAGAAAGAUGUCGACCACUUAUAUCCAAGGUUCAUCAACCAAUGGAUUACCUACUAAUCAUUCAACUGGAUUGUAUCCUCAAAUUGAAGAACAUCAAGAUCCUAAAAAAAGAAAGAUUGUCUAUUAUUUAUUAAACCAUCCAACGGCUCCUUUCAUCUUACGAAUCUUUAAUUUUAUUUUUAUUUCUGUUAGUUUGGCUCUUUGUGUGAAGAUUAGAAAAGUAGAAGAACGACUUGGGUUGAGUGGUUUGAUUGGUAAUUCAACGAUUUAUAUUAUUGUCAUUGCUCCUUGUAGUAUGUUACAUAUCCUUUUUUCGAUUUAUUUUGAAUAUUUUGGUGCACCAAUAGGAAUCUGGAGUGUUAGUUGGAAAAUGUUUCAUACUUUAUCAGAAUUAGUUUCGAUUUCAUUAUGGUCAGCAGCUUUAGCGAUCUCCUUCGAUAACGGUCUAACAUCCGAUUUAGGUUGUAUUACUGGAAUUGAAGAUCAUCAGUUCUUUCAAAAAGACCGACAGAAACUCAUUCAUGUUUGUGAACUUCAAGCUGGUUUGGUUUGUUUGAUCUUUUUGGGUUUGGCUUCUUAUUCUUUAGUAUUGGUGGUUAGUUUGUUUAGGAUCUUUAAUAAGGUUUCUAGGAAAGCUUAAAAUCGAUUUAUUUAGAUUACUUUAUUUUUAUUUUACAUAACCAAUUGACAAUUUUAAUUUCUUUAGGUCUUUUUUUUAUUUUUAUUUUUUGGUCCUUUUGAUCUUCAUCUUGCAUUCUUAUGGUUUUUUUUCUACUCUACACAUCUAUUUAUUAAGACUUCAUCUAUCAUCAUCACAAAUUUAUGAAACCUUUUUGAUCAUUUUUUUAUUAUUAUUAGAUUUCUUUUACUUUUGAAAUUAAUUUAUCAAUGCAUUUGUUCUGUAAAUGAUAGGUUAUUUGUUUGCAUUUGGUUUGUUUUUCGGGAGGGGACGGAAAGUAGAUGGGGUUUUCUUUGGUUUAACUUGUAUAAUUUUGAUUUAUAUCUCUUUAUUUUUGAUCUUUGCAUGGUACUUUUUUUUCUUUUUUUUUGAAGUUUUCGAUAUUUCUUAUGAAAGUUUUUUUUUUGGAAUUAUGAAUCAUUUGAUUAUAUUGAUUUGGUUUAC
Messenger RNA from Melampsora larici-populina 98AG31, 1140 nucleotides. RefSeq lists its product as uncharacterized. The record is from RefSeq and is a predicted model, not a curated record. The transcript is spliced from 3 exons. Gene Ontology annotation, cellular component: cell periphery; fungal-type vacuole. Bases 25 to 657 code for a protein of 210 amino acids. Gene Ontology annotation, biological process: positive regulation of catalytic activity. NCBI's taxonomy places the organism in Eukaryota, Fungi, Basidiomycota, Pucciniomycetes, Pucciniales, Melampsoraceae.